Phaeoacremonium minimum UCRPA7 is the source of this 693-nucleotide messenger RNA. Its product is annotated as putative methyltransferase domain-containing protein. Gene Ontology annotation, biological process: mitochondrial respiratory chain complex I assembly. Gene Ontology annotation, molecular function: S-adenosylmethionine-dependent methyltransferase activity. Lineage: Eukaryota; Fungi; Ascomycota; Sordariomycetes; Togniniales; Togniniaceae. The transcript has a single exon. The coding region runs from base 1 to 693 and encodes 230 amino acids. The record is from RefSeq and is a predicted model, not a curated record. Gene Ontology annotation, cellular component: mitochondrion.
AUGUCAGAAAUGAUAGCGGCCGAUUCGUCUCAGACCUUGCUGUACAGGGAUGCCGACCUGCCGUUCAACAAGGAAAUACCAAUAACCCGGCAUGUAUUAAAUGACGAGGAGACAUUGCCGUUUGAGCAGAAUUCGUUUGAUCUGGUUCUCAGCAGCCUGAGCCUACAUUGGAUCAAUGACCUCCCCGGCGUUCUGGGCCAGAUCAACAAUAUCCUUAAGCCAGACUGCGCUUUCAUGGGAGCCAUGCUCGGCGGAGAUUCGCUAUUUGAGCUGCGCACAUCACUGCAGCUUGCCGAGCAAGACCGCAGAGGCGGCAUGUCACCAAGGGUGUCACCACUCGCUGACGUGCGUGAUGUUGGAGGUCUACUUCAGAAAGCCGGCUUCAAGAUGCUGACGGUUGACGUUGACGAUAUUAUCGUGGACUAUCCCGACACGUUCGCCCUGAUGCAAGACCUGCAGGCGAUGGGAGAGAGUAAUGCCGUUCUCGGAAGAGAGAUGGGGCCCAUCAGUAGGGAUGUGCUCCUGGCGAACGACGCGAUUUAUCGCGAGCUUCAUGGAAACGAAGAUGGUACAAUUCCAGCCACGUUCAGGAUCAUUUAUAUGAUCGGAUGGCGCGAGUCGCCAGACCAAGCCAAGCCUCUUGCACGAGGUAGCGGCGAGAUCAAUCUCAAGGAUAUUUUGGAGCAGCAAUGA